Messenger RNA from Rotaria sp. Silwood2, 285 nucleotides. The record is from the annotation of a GenBank genome assembly. NCBI's taxonomy places the organism in Eukaryota, Metazoa, Rotifera, Eurotatoria, Philodinida, Philodinidae.
AUGAAGUCAAUAAUAAUAACAACAUCAAGUUGUACACCACAUUUAUUACCAAAUACAAGACCCCAUAAUCUUGGUCAUUCACUAACAGUUAAAACUAUUCCUACAAAACGACCAUUUAAUGCUUUUCCAACAUGUACAACAACAACACAAAAUCAAUCUGCAUUUCGAUCGAAAAUUGAGUCAAGCAUGCAAGCUUUAUCAAAAGAAUCUACAACAGUUAAAUAUGAUAAUGAUCAACGUCAUAUAAAAACAAAGCAGGUUAUCAUUGCGGUUCUAACCUUGUGA